Messenger RNA from Fusarium redolens, 2409 nucleotides. RefSeq lists its product as uncharacterized. Gene Ontology annotation, molecular function: RNA polymerase II cis-regulatory region sequence-specific DNA binding; DNA-binding transcription factor activity, RNA polymerase II-specific. Lineage: Eukaryota; Fungi; Ascomycota; Sordariomycetes; Hypocreales; Nectriaceae. The transcript has 6 exons. Gene Ontology annotation, cellular component: chromatin. Gene Ontology annotation, biological process: regulation of transcription by RNA polymerase II. The coding region runs from base 70 to 2220 and encodes 716 amino acids. The record is from RefSeq and is a predicted model, not a curated record.
CAUGGUUCGGUAUUCAACCAUAACACGAAUUGCUACAGAGACGCAGCAUCUCUGCACCCCCACUGUAGAAUGGACAGGUCCAGUAGGCCGCACCAUUGUUCGUAUUGCAGAUCUAGGUUUCGCAAGUUUGAACAUCUCCAGCGGCAUACACGCAUCCACACCAAUGAGAAGCCAUACGUAUGUGACUGCGGACAGUCCUUCACCCGACGAGACCUACUACGUCGCCAUCAGAGGCUCGUUCAUCCAUUACCCUCACCCUCACCCGCCACCAACAGUUCCAAGCCCGAUCUCAACAGCCAGGGAAUGCCCGGCGUCCGAGAGACGACACUAGCAUCUUCAACCGCCCCUGAGACGUUAACCCCUGCAACAGCGAUCUCUGCAAGUCAAAGUCAAGUCGCAGUUGAUGAUACCUUGGUCAUCACCCAAGGUGAUGCUGUGGUCAAACCAGGUCCUGUCCUGCCGUUACCCCCAGAAUAUCCCGAUAUGCUUCCGUCAAAUUUGGAACCAGACACUGAAGAUGGACCCCUGUCCAGCUUUCAGAAGUUCAUCGUCCAUAGUGGCCUAGUACCUCUACUUGGCGAUUCCAGACCCAAUAGGUUCAACCAACAUGAAAAAACUGGAAUCCCACACUGUUCGGGCCAUUUAUCCCAUGAAUCACAAGGCGAUAUCCAGUCAAAUUCCACGCUACCUCCAGUUCUGCAAGACGUACGCAUACACUCUGACACUAACAUGGACUAUCAAGAAAACAUAGACCCGUCGGAUUCUACGUUCCAAGUUUAUCUCAUCCAGAACCCCAAUUUCGUCCCUCCCUCAGCACAGACUACGGUCAGAUAUUUGAAGUCGUUCAUGAGAAAUAGCAGGUUUGAAGUCUUUCACCCUCGUGCGGACAUCAACCGUCUACCUGUCGUUGCGCGUCUAGCCAUACUUGCUAUAGGAGCAUGGCAUCUCUUUGAGGCACAUAGCGCCAUGCUGCUCUUUAGAGCAAGCAGAGACAUAGCCCUGGAGCUGUGGACGUCGCCUCGGCAUGACAGCACCCUAUUCGAGCAGCAAAACCACCCUGUUGACCUAGCUAGCGCAUUUCUAUCACUCCUAGAGUUCGUCAAGCUGGAGCAACCGGCUGACGUACUUCAGCAGCUCCAGAUUAUGCAGAGCGGUCUAGUCAGUUUUCUUAAGCCUAGAUCACGGGGAAAUCAACCCGAACCCACUUGGCGUGACUGGGUUGAAGCCGAAACUAGCCAGAGGAUACAGGCCUUUGGGUUUCUCUCAGUACUAUCACAUCAAUCCAUCUGCAGUCCUCAAACUCUCGUGGCCUUGGAGAGCCUCAAUCUAAGAUUUCCAUGCUCAGAGACGGUAUGGAACUCGACCAAAUCUGACGCAUUCAGACAAGAACCUGGAGUUGGCCAAGUUUAUUCCGGCACUGUGGCUGAAUUAAUUGACAGCCUCUUCUCCAAGACCGGGCCGCGGCAAGAUGUCCAACUCCAAAACUUCCCCAUCCAAUCUCUCUUCAUUCUAGCCGCAGCCCUCUUACAUCGAGUUACCCUGCUAAGUCAGAUGCCAACUAGUGUGUUGUCAGACGACCUCAUCAUCGUGGAGUAUAGACGUCUCGUCGAAAUCGUGGCGGAAUGUCGUCGAGUCCUAGCCACGGUGGAUUCUUCGAGCGUGCUUAUUAAUGAUACUGAGGUCUUGCUGCAGCUCGCGCUCACGCGGGCUGUUCUCCAUACUGGUCACGUCCAAGUGCAGACAAUGUAUACACCAAGUCCAGCCGAGCUACCGGCUCUAGUCCAAGACGGUCCUGGACCAUACCAAGACCUUGCAUUAAGCUCCUGGUUUGACAUGAAUGAAAUGGCCCGCUGUUUAGAAGAACCUGCAAAUACUGGUGUCACUUUCUUCAUACGUUCUCAGGUCAGUUGCUGGAGCCUUGAAAGGAUUAUGACCGUUUUCGAGUCAGUGACAAUUCUGGCCUCCUGGAUCUGUCACUUGCAUGAUGGAAAUGUUUCAUCUCAAGCCGAAAUGGGAGUAUUUCAUAACGUCCGAGCACUUUUACAAAUCGCAUCAUCUUCCAUGGAAAUGAUGGACGACAGAAUCAUGAGUUUGGGACCGAAAGAAGUAGCUGUAAUCUUGUUGAAGUUCUGGGGACAUAUUUUUGUGGACACCCAGAACAAGCCGUUUGCUAAGCAACUCGGCGAAAAGCUCUAUAAAUAUGCAGAAUUGAACAGGUGAGCACAGGUAGAAUUUGGAACAGCACCACGUACAGCAAGCAGCACGCCCUUUUUCUUCUUUUUUUUUCUUUUCUUUUAAUAAACUUUUUUGUAAGGGGAAAUCCAAGUAAAUGCAUCAAGUGACAGAUUUGAGAGUUCAUCCGAAGUUUCAGGUUAUCGAUGCUACUGGCCUCAGCUUGAAUAAUUCUUG